AAAGUAUUCAUCACCAUAUCUCGCGAUCGGCGCCAUGAACGGAAGCCUCCAUCACGUCGGAGAGGUAGCGCCGCCAAGCAGCUCUGGAGUUGAGGUGAUCAUCGUUGGGUGCGGGUUUGGCGGGCUAGCUUGUGCUAUCGAGUGCAGGAGAAAGGGACACCACGUAAUUGUGCUUGAAAGAAUGCCAACGUUCAGGGUAUUGGGUGAUGUCAUUAGCUUCGGGCCAAAUGCAGGUCGGAUAUUCGCCCGAUGGGGCCUUCACGACAAGCUUUGGCCGAUCUGUCGACAUGCCGAUAAGCUCGUCAUUCACAACUACAUGGGAGAGGUUGUGCGAGAGCAGCCCAUCCAAUUCCCUCUCUACGGCGCCUACGAGUACAGCGGGCACCGGGCCGAGAUCCAUGAGGCUGUGUAUGAGUAUGCGCUCUCUUUGGGUAUCGACAUCCGGUUCGGUCACAAUGUCGAGAGCUACCAGGAAGAUCCGUCACGAGGAAAGGCAAGCGUCACGGUCAAUGGGAAGACAAUUGAGGCGGACAUUGUGGUCGCAGCCGACGGAGUCAAGAGUCGCGCGAGGCAGUACGUGCUGGGAUACAACGAUCAGCCGAAAUCGUCGGGUUAUUCGGUUUAUCGAGCCUGGUUUGAUGCGAAAGAACAAGGCGUUGGCAGCGACCCAAAUACCGACUUCCUCACUAAAGACGGGGACGCUUAUCAGUGCUGGAUAGGAAGGGACGUACACUUCAUCUGCUCCUCGCUUCAAGGAGGAAACACCGUAUCAUGGGUUAUUACCCAUAGAGAUGAUUUUGAAGUCACGGACUCGUGGUCCUUCCCCGGUAACAUGGAGGAUGUACUCAACAUCGUGGAUGACUGGGACCCACGUUGUGCAGCUGUCCUAUCAAAAGCCCCCUCGUGUAUUGACUGGAAACUGAUUACGCACGAUCCUCUACCGACCUGGGUAAGUUCGCAGGGGAGAGUUGUCUUGCUGGGAGACGCUGCGCAUCCAUUUCUUCCUACCAGUAGACAUCCCAGGCGGUUGAAGACGGUACUUCGCUUGCUGUAGUUCUUCAGCUGGCUGGCAAAACCG
Coniophora puteana RWD-64-598 SS2 is the source of this 1078-nucleotide messenger RNA. Its product is annotated as FAD/NAD(P)-binding domain-containing protein. The transcript is spliced from 7 exons. Gene Ontology annotation, biological process: secondary metabolite biosynthetic process. The record is from RefSeq and is a predicted model, not a curated record. Gene Ontology annotation, molecular function: monooxygenase activity; FAD binding. NCBI's taxonomy places the organism in Eukaryota, Fungi, Basidiomycota, Agaricomycetes, Boletales, Coniophoraceae. Bases 35 to 1054 code for a protein of 339 amino acids.